Pomacea canaliculata is the source of this 3777-nucleotide messenger RNA. RefSeq lists its product as uncharacterized. NCBI's taxonomy places the organism in Eukaryota, Metazoa, Mollusca, Gastropoda, Architaenioglossa, Ampullariidae. The record is from RefSeq and is a predicted model, not a curated record. The transcript is spliced from 5 exons. The coding region runs from base 914 to 1723 and encodes 269 amino acids.
UUCGCGUCGUCUGCUUGCGAGAGGCGACCUAGAAACCAGCCGAUUGUGUGUUUGUUUAUUCCUCCGGAGCGUGUGUUGCUUUGGUCGUCAGCUUUGAACGAAAGAGGCGUCGACUGUGACAGGCACCGGUAAUCCGGCAAGACUUAAUUAAUACAUAACAUCAUAAGGCGCCUGCUAUAAUUUUCCUAAGAUACAAUAGGUGGACAAUAAUUCCGCGUGACACCCUGGAUGACACACGGAUCCUGAUUGCACAAUCAGCUUGAUUGCGACCCAUUUUUCGGUUCGAGUCAUACCUGUAUGAGCUUGCCAAUUUGUCGCCUCAGGGGUCAAAGGUAAAGUUCAUUGUGCAGCGUGAUCUGCCGGGCCGGAAACAGCAUUACAACGCUGCUUAAUUAAGCAGGGACAGUACGUUGUAGAAGAUGAAGCGGAAAGCCUCUCGAUCUGCUCACUACGAGCGGCCGGCAAAGAUGGUGAAGACUAAGACAGAGAGUACAGUCGGUCGGACUCUCAGCACGCUUCAUCGAGAGGUGACCAAGCCCCGAACCCCGCUGCCCCCUCCAAAGUGGCCCAGCCUCCACCCGCCUCCCGUUGAUGACAGCGGAACUGCCGCAGACGAGUCGGAUCCAGACCCCGCCGUGGAGAUGCCGGCCACACCUUUGAGGAGAGCUCCCACCUUGCCUGUGGAGGAACCCAAGGCAUCAGAUACACAUCCAUCGAACAAACUAAAGUCGUCCACUCGACGGGGUGAGAGCGUGGUGGCGACGCUGGUCACCCUGGACGACGCCGGUAACGUCACUACGGUCAAACGCCUUCCAUCCGGCACGUCGGUAGGGGAGAUUACCAGCCUGGUUGCAGCCCCUGCGGAAUUCGCCUCGAAUUGUCUAAAGCCGCCGCCAGCGUCGAAGAGUCUGGGAUGUCCUCAGGCUCCGGUACGGACGGGACAAAAGAGGAUGAGGUGGUGGUGGCGGUGGAAGAUAAAGAAAAGGAGCGGGAGGAAGAGGCAGCAGAGCCGCUCCCGCCGCCUCCCGUACCGCUGCCGCCCGGGGGUCUUAUCGAGAUCGCGUUCUCGUUCGACACGACGGGGUCGAUGAGCCAAUGCCUGGAGGAGGUGCGAGGGCGGGUUGGGGACAUGAUCCAGCGUCUACAAGCUGAUAUCCCGGGUAUCCGUAUCUCUGUCAUCGCUCACGGCGAUUACUGCGACAAGGAUAACUACAUCAUCAAAUGGAUCGACUUCGGUUCUUCCCUGCCGGAAAUGUGCGACUUUGUCCGCAACAUCAGCAGAACAAGCGGCGGCGAUUUUGAAGAAUGCUACGAGCUGGUGCUUGCACGCGCGCAAACUGAGCUAUCGUGGACCCCGGGCAGUCAGCGCUCCCUAGUGAUGAUCGGGGACGCCACGCCGCAUCCCUUCUCGUACUAUCGAGACCAGGAGGAGAAGCUGGACUGGGAGGAGGAAGCCAAAAAGCUGGCAAAUAUGGAUGUCAAGAUCUACGCAGUUCAAGCCCUGAAUAGGUCUGAGAGUACCAAGUUCUACAGCAGUCUGGCCAGAACAACGAAAGGUCGCCAUUUAAAGUUGGAUCAGUUCAACAACAUCUUCGAUAUCAUCAUGGCCGUCUGCUACCGAGAAAGAGGAGUCGAAUUCGUAGAAGCCUAUGAGGACGAAGUUCGGGAACGGGAAGGACACGUAGGUCUUCACAAAGACCUCGAGAGCUUGUUCGGGCCUUAAAGAUGACGGACCUUCGAGCUCCAAACGCAGCAAGAUCUCCAAGGUGACAGCCAUGCCAGUUCUGCCAAAGGGAGCUGCUAAAAGGAAAGCUAGUGCAAAGAAACCUGUGCCAAGGUCAAAGGCAAAGGGGCAGCAAAACGAGGACGAGAUGUUGAGGUCAAAGGUAAAGCAAAGGCAACGGGUAGCAGCUCCCCACAAAAAACGAAAGCGAAAGGUAGAAAAGUUGCAGGAAAAAGAUUGAAUGCUAAAGCUUUGCCCAAAAAGGCCAAGGAUACUAAGGCAAAAGUUACUAAAGUCAAAGCUACAAAGGCGAAAAAGGAAAAACUGCUUAAGGGAAAAGCGGUGGCGAAAAAGGCCAAAGGAAAAGGGCUGAAGACGGUAAAAGGUUCGAAGAAAACCAAGACUUCAAAACAAGGAGAGAAAUCUCCCAAAACUAAAACAAAGACGCCAAAGAAGUUAAAGCCAUCCGCCAGCAAGGUGCUCCGCGAAAGGGCUCAAGACCUUGAUCUCGAAUCUGGAAAAGGGUUGCCGAAGGUGGAAUGGAGUGCUUGGAAGCUAGCCAUGCAGUCCGAACGACCCUCGGGAUCCAGUCGAUCCACAUGGCAGCCGCGCCGCAACGGGGCUCUUGGGGUUCGCAACGUCAAGCUGCUCCAGCGCGCCAAGGAUGGGUUGACCCCGGCCUUGUACGAGUUCAGCGUCAGACUGAAGAAAAAGCUGCACGUGGUGUACUUCCGCGCAUGCGCAACCUGGCGCCGGCAGCUGCUGUGGGACACCGUCCUGCUAAGAAGCCGGCGCUGGAGAAGGAGAUCGAUGCCAUUCUCGCCGCGGGAGGGUCUCUGUUGCUAAGACGGGGUGAGGUCAAAGACGUGGCCUCUCUUCGGCGAGCGGAAAAACAUUUGAACACGACCUACGAUUAUGCUUGGACUUUACGAAGGGCUCGCGAAGGGCAGAUCCAUCGCCGUUUGAAGAGUAAUGGCGUUCUUAUCUCGGGAAAUAAUUUGUAACAUUGGCUGAUCAGGCUUUUAACCUUGAAGCUGGCUCCAGGUGAAGAAAAUAACAGAGGAUGGUGCGAAAAUGACACUAGUACCACCACCAACACACCAGAAAAGAAUGUAUAUACGUAAAAUGUAUAUAAAGAACCAAAGCUACGUUAAAGAUUAGUGAUGUCGUACAACACUAUGCAAUCAUGAACCAUCGCCAAAGUCUACUUUAUCCGAGUUGGGAAGCGGACUGAGUGGGUGUGUUAAAUUAUCUAAACAUGCGGCCUUAAUCCUCCCUGAGACAUACUCGCAGUCCACGUCCACCAUGGCUGUGAGCACACUUUCAGACGUCAUGUUCGCGAACUGUAUUGUUACCCGUUCAUCUAAAUCAGUGAUGCCCAACCUUUUUCGGCCUGCGGGCCAUAUACACUUCGGACAUGUGUGUCAAGGGCCGCUUCACCGCACAAAUACAAAAAAGAACAAAAUAGAGCAGAUACCAUUUUUAUUAGAAACAAGUUGUACUUACCAUUAAUUAUGUAGUAAUUAGUUAGAUAUUUGAAGUUGUUUUCCCGAAACCAACUCAUGAAUGUCUGGCUGCAUCGUAGGGACACCCAAGUCGGAGAACUGCAUCGAAAUGUUCGUCCAUCGAAAAAAAAAAAGUUUGAGAGACGCCCCUACGUAGGGAUAAAGACUUCUUCUUCCAUUUUUUCGGUUGUUUUUUACUUUUAGGUUUUUUAAUUACUAACAUGCCGAUUUCCUGCUCUGUGGGCAGAAGUUUCGCGGGCCGGAUGGCACCGAGUCGCUGGCCGGAUAUGGCCCGCGGGCCGUAUGUUGGGCAUCCCUGAUCUAAAUGAUCUUUAGUCGCUGACCAAACAUUUCUGCACUACUGCCGAAUAGUUGUCAAGGUAAAUGGAAUAACAUCGACCAUUCACCUUUCCAGUGGUCACGUUUCGAUCGUCCGUUUCUUGGCCUAGUAUGACAUUUUCGAUUAUGCUUUGAACUUUUCCCUUCUGUUGAUAGCUACGGGAGAAGUGGUCUUCUUUGCUGCAAUUAAAACAGGUCUGUUCGAUCCUU